Molecule: messenger RNA, 841 nt
Organism: Pistacia vera
Lineage: Eukaryota; Viridiplantae; Streptophyta; Magnoliopsida; Sapindales; Anacardiaceae
Exons: 1
Coding region: 60-686 (208 amino acids)
Source: RefSeq, a predicted model, not a curated record
UUCAUUCUCCAAUCCAAAACCCAUCUGAAACAACUCGAGCUUCUUCCAACAAUCUAGAAAUGACUUCCUCAAAGCUUAGAAGCUCAUGUUCCUUCCCAAACCUUCUCCUCUCUUGUUUGAACUUUACUCUCUUCAUCCUCUCUGCAGCUUCUCUAGCUCCAAUUAUUCUAAUCAAAAUGCCGCCUACUUCUUUUGGUAUGGCACUCCUCACGGUCUCUUGCAUCUCACUGCUCUCAUCUUUUGUGGGUUUCUACUCUCAGCUUACUCACUUCUGUUUUAUAACCCAUGUUUCGCUUCUCCUCGCCUCGGUGAUCGGGCAAUUACUGAGCAUAUUGGCCUUAUUCACUAGAGAAAGAUCAAGCAUUUCGAUGCUCAAGUCACCAAGGGAUCCCAAAGAGGCAAAGGUUUUGGUGAGAUUAGAAUCUGGGAUUUUGAUGGCAAUGUUUCUGAUUCAGCUGUUGGUGUUGGUGUUGAGCUGUGUUAUUUAUAGCUGUUGGGUGAGAGAGUACGAAGAAAUAGAAGCGGAGAGAGAGGCGAUGGCGAGGAAGAGGAGUAGGAGGAUUGCUCAAGUACAAGAGGAAUCCAUGGCCAAUGCAACCAAGAUUGCAGAAACUAAAGCCAAAGAGUUGGAUGAGAAAAUGAAGAGCAAGUAUGGGCAGUGGGUGAAAACUGAUUUUGAAGGCUAAAUAAUAUAAACCAAAACCACCAUUUGGUCAUAUUAUUAUCUCUUAGAUAAUGUAAAAAUAUAAGCGCUUCUUGUUGCUUUUCUUCUUAAUUAGGUCAUUACGGAGGUGGCCAGUUGAUUUGUAUUAUAGCCUUGAGUUGCGAAUUGAGUUUUUUU